Molecule: messenger RNA, 3276 nt
Organism: Nicrophorus vespilloides
Lineage: Eukaryota; Metazoa; Arthropoda; Insecta; Coleoptera; Silphidae
Gene: ClC-a
Product: chloride channel protein 2
Exons: 10
Coding region: 231-3092 (953 amino acids)
Biological process (GO): chloride transport; transmembrane transport
Cellular component (GO): membrane
Molecular function (GO): voltage-gated chloride channel activity
Source: RefSeq, a predicted model, not a curated record
UUGGCCAGUCGAUGCGAUCUGAGACAGACGGUCAUGAUAGAUCUGCAUCCGUCGGACGGAGAUGUGUCGUUGCCGGAGUCGCGUUUCCUCUCCUCCGGACCGCAAAUCUUAAUAGGAGAGCAUAGCAGUAUAGCCGCGUCUCCCAAAUUCCGAUUCAGUCGAAAUGUACCCUCGCAAAACGUACAGCUACUUUUGAAAUUCUUGCACGGUGAACAAGAGCGCACAUCGAAAUGGAGAAUAUCAAUCCCAUGCCCGAAUCCCAGUAUGGGGAGGAAGACCCUGCGGCUGUAGACAAGGAAUGGGAUGAGUUCGCGAAACUCGUUGAAAGGAAAAAGAGCAACAAGCAGGAUCAAGCGUUUUAUCCUUGCCCAGGACCAGAAGAUGAUUACAUAAGCACGAUUAUGUAUGGCCGGUACAGCCGGCAACUGGGAGAAUUCGCACGAUUAGAAGCUCUAAAGCAAGCAGAAAAACGAAGAUUAAAAGAGGAGAAAGCCCGAAAGAAGGAGUUGAGAGGAUACCAAGGCAAAGUUGCGAAAACAGUGUCGUUCCUAUGGAAGCACACGUUCGCCCGUUUGGGCGAGGAUUGGGUGUUCUUGGCGCUGCUCGGCGUGAUCAUGGCAGUGAUAAGUUUUAUAAUGGACCGAGGGAUUUCUAUGUGCAACAAAGCCAGAAUAUGGUUGUUCAGAGAUUUGACGAACCAUCCGUUGGCACAGUACGCCGCCUGGGUAUCACUUCCGGUUUGCUUGAUUCUGUUCAGCGCCGGCUUCGUGCACCUGGUGGCACCCCAAUCAAUAGGUUCCGGCAUUCCAGAGAUGAAGACGAUCCUUCGAGGCGUCGCCCUGAAGGAGUAUCUGACGUUUCGAACGCUGGUUGCGAAGAUCGUUGGCCUCACGGCGACUUUGGGUAGCGGAAUGCCGUUGGGGAAGGAAGGCCCUUUCGUGCAUAUCGCUAGUAUCGUAGCUACACUGCUUAGUAAAUUAGUGACGGGAUUUCAAGGAAUCUAUGAGAACGAGAGUAGGACAACUGAAAUGUUGGCGGCUGCAUGCGCUGUCGGAGUCGCAAGUUGUUUUGCCGCUCCAGUCGGAGGAGUGCUGUUCAGCAUAGAAGUAACUACCGUCUAUUUCGCGGUGAGGAACUACUGGAGAGGAUUCUUCGCUGCCGUGUGCGGAGCUACCAUAUUCAGACUGCUAGCAGUUUGGUUCGAAGGAGCUGACACGGUCACUGCGGUAUUCAGAACGAAUUUCACGAUGGAUUUUCCGUUCGAUCCGCAAGAGCUCUUCGUAUACGCCCUAAUAGGAGUCGUAUCUGGUGUAGGCGGAGCCUUUUACGUGUGGGUACAUAGGCAAUACGUCAUGUUUAUGAGGAAAAACAAAGCAAUCAACAGUUUUCUACAGAAAAAUCGUUUCAUUUACCCCGGAAUUGUUUCCUUGAUGGUCGCAACGGUAUCAUUUCCUCUAGGUUUGGGCCAAUUCAUGGCUGGAGAUCUCACGACACACGACCAAGUGGUAAGUCUCUUCAGCAACUUUACCUGGACACGAACCAACUUAACAGUUGAAGAACAAGCUACCUUGAACCAUUGGGAAACACCUUAUACCGGAGUUUUAAUUAAUUUAACUUGUUUUAUAGCUUUUACGUUUAUAUUUUCGAUAAUAAGUUCAACGAUUCCAGUUCCUAGUGGAAGUUUUAUCCCGGUUUUCAAAAUCGGUGCCGCUUUGGGAAGAAUUAUCGGUGAAUGUAUGCACAUAUGGUUCCCAUCGGGAAUGAGGUAUGGAGGAUUGGUGGCGCCAAUCAUACCUGGUGGAUACGCAACUGUAGGAUCUGCAGCAUUCAGUGGAGCUGUCACGCAUACGAUUUCCGUUUCCGUGAUAGUUUUCGAGAUGACCGGACAAAUUACUCAUAUUAUUCCUAUAAUGAUUGCUGUAUUGAUUUCGAACGCCAUAGCUAGUCUCCUAGCUCCGAGCAUGUACGACAGCAUUAUUUUGAUCAAGAAACUUCCGUAUCUUCCUGAUCUGCUGCCUAGCAGCAGCGGAAUGUACAAUAUUUGUGUGGAAGAUUUCAUGGUUCGAGACAUCAAGUACAUCUUCCACACUAUCAAUUACGAACAAUUAAAGACGAUUCUGAAGGAAUCGAGACGAUUGCAAAGCUUCCCAUUGGUUGAUAGCCCGGAUAACAUGGUCCUUCUUGGAUCCAUUCAAAGGAUACAGUUGAUACAGUUAAUCGAGCAGCAGAUAGGAAGAGAGAGGAGACUACAGGUGGCCGCAAUUAGGCAGAGAGAGGCCCAGGAAAGGGCGAGGGAAGAGGCCGAGAGAAAGGCUAGAGAACGUCAAAGGAGACCAUCCAGGUUCCAGGUUGUACCGGCGCCUGAUGUCUUAGGCGUGAAGCAACUCUCCGAAAAUCAAUUAAACAUGGAUAGACCAACCACUUACCAUCAUCCAAUUUUCAACAGUCAACCGAAGAAAUCUAUUUUAAAGAAAACCAAUUCUUUCACGCUGAAAGGUUUUACUCCGCUAAUGCAAACCAGUCCAGGUUCGACGCCCUACACCACUGUGACAGGGGCUGAGAGCCGAAUGCGUUUGGCUUUCGAAGCAAUCUUUAGGAAAUCGAGCCAGUUACAAGAUGUUAACGUAGAAAGUACUCCAACUUUAGAUGGAAAUAAUUUAGAAACUAAGCCACAAAUUGUACCAAUGAGUCCGAGCUCCAAGAAAGUCCAACUACCGCGCGAGAGAGUUUGCGAUAUGUCUGCAGAUGAUCAGAGAAGCUGGGAGGAAGAGCAGAUGUCUUUACCUGUAGACUUCACGACAUGUCAUAUAGACCCAGCUCCGUUCCAACUCGUGGAAAGGACUUCUCUGCUGAAAGUGCAUUCGCUAUUCUCGAUGGUGGGCGUGAACCACGCUUACGUGACGGCCAUAGGGAAGUUGGUGGGCGUGGUCGGAUUGAAGGAAUUAAGGACGGCCAUCGAAGAUGCGAACAGUGGCAACCUUCCACCUCACGUUGACGUGAAUUCAAACGGUGCUACGAGCAGUUCGGACGUCAAGGAACCACCUAGUGAUAACGAAAAUGACGUUACCACGGCUCUAGUUUCUAAAGUGUAAAUUAUUGUUUAAAACAUGCAAAAAUUCAAAGUGAUCGAAAUUAAACAAUUUAAUUUAAUUAAUCGUGAAAAACAGUAUUUCUACUAAUUCGUAUUGCACGAGCAGAGGAUAAACUUCUGCUUCUGCAAAAUUGGUGUAAUUUUAACAAUGUUAUUGAUAUAUUAUUUAUGAAAAUUAAAUAUAA